Messenger RNA from Anolis carolinensis (green anole), 3778 nucleotides. RefSeq names its product zinc finger protein 883-like. The coding region runs from base 93 to 2315 and encodes 740 amino acids. Gene Ontology annotation, molecular function: DNA-binding transcription factor activity, RNA polymerase II-specific. Gene Ontology annotation, biological process: regulation of transcription by RNA polymerase II. The transcript is spliced from 5 exons. Gene Ontology annotation, cellular component: nucleus. The record is from RefSeq and is a predicted model, not a curated record. NCBI's taxonomy places the organism in Eukaryota, Metazoa, Chordata, Lepidosauria, Squamata, Anolidae.
CCCCUUAACCCUUCCUUGCCCAGCUGGGAGAAGGGAGUUUGCUCCUUUGGCCUCUCCCUCCUCCUCCUCCACUUCCUCUGGGUGGUUCCAACAUGGAGAGAUCCAACCUACCUGGACCUGAAGCAGGCAGGACUCCCAGGAGCAACGGGGAAUCCUGGGGAAGAACUAUGCAGAUGUUCCCAAGUGUGGACCUUUACAGCUCAGACAUACAGUGCCAGCGGUUCAGGCAGUGCUCCUACCAAGAGGGCGAGGGGCCCAGAGAGGUUUGCAGCCGCCUCCACGAUCUCUGCCACCAGUGGCUGAAGCCAGAGCAACACACCAAGGCUGAGAUACUGGACCUGGUGAUCCUGGAGCAGUUCCUGAGCCUCCUGCCCCCAGAGAUGGGGAGCUGGGUCCGAGAGUGUGGGGCAGAGACCUCUUCCCAGGCGGUGGCCCUGGCGGAAGGCUUCCUCCUGAGUCGGGCAGAGGACAAGAGGCAGGAAGAACAGGCCCAAAAUGACUGCACUGAAGUCUACCCUGAUGUCUCUGAAUCAGAGCAAAAUCCAUCAGAUAUCACCCAGAGGGCUGCAGCCUUGGACGGGGCUGGAAUGAUGUUGUUGCCAAAUCCGCAGUCGUUUCUUCCCCUUUGUGAUGGAGUGGAAGUGAAUCAGGGCCCAAUUGCCUUUGAUGACGUGGCUGUCCAUUUCUCCCUGGAGGAGUGGGUUCUCCUGAAUCAUGAUCAGAAAAUCUUGCACGUGCAGAUCAUGGAGGAGAUUCAUGGGAUUGUGGACUCUCUUGCAAAUAACUGGAAAAAGAGCAACGUAUGCACCCAAAACAGGAAGCAUUUGGGACAUGAUGGAGGCAUUCUUAGACACCAGCAAAGCUACAGAUGUUCUGCCAGAGAAAGGCCCUACAAAUGCAAUAUAUAUGGGCAGUGUUUUACGCAACAUAUGGGACUUAUACUUCACAAGACAUUCAGUGCUGGGAAAGGUAAUUGUAAAUGGAAAGUAUCAGCAAAAUGUGUUGCUGAUUACAAACUGCAAGAUCUGAGCCAACAAGAAAUCUUUGAAGGGAAUGAGGAUUUUAUCAGCUGCGAAUAUGGGAAAUCUUUUUUCCAGACUUCACACUUGGUGAAAAACAAGAGAUUUCACACAGGACAGGAACCGUACAGAUGCCAGGAGUGUGGGAAGUGUUUUGCUUACAGUUCAGAGUUGGUGAAGCACAAAAGACUUCACACCGGGGAGAAGCCAUACCAAUGUCAGGAGUGUGGGAAAUGUUUUCCUUGGCAGUCAUCACUUCUGAGACACUGGAGAAUCCAUACAGGAAAGAAGCCGUACAAAUGUCAAGAGUGUGGGAAAUGUUUUGCUGACAGUUCAGCCUUGGUGAGGCACAAAAGACUUCACACUGGGGAGAAACCAUACAAGUGCCAGGAGUGUGGGAAAUGUUUUGCUUAUUGUUCAGUCUUGGUGAGGCACAAAAGACUCCACUCAGGAGAGAAGCCAUACCAAUGCCAGGAGUGUGGGAAGUGUUUUGUUGAGAGUUCAGCCUUGAUGAGGCACAGAAGACUCCACAGAGGAGAGAAGCUAUUCAGAUGCCAGGAAUGUGGGAAAUGUUUUGCUGACAUUUCAUAUUUGGUGAGGCACAAAAGACUCCACACAGGAGAGAAGUCAUUCCGAUGCCAGGAGUGUGGGAAAUCUUUUGUUUACAGUUCACAUUUGUUGUGGCACAAAAGAGUCCACACAGGAGAGAAGCCAUACCAAUGUCAGGAGUGUGGGAAAUGUUUUGCUUCCAGUUCAGACUUGGUGAGGCACAAAAGAGUCCACACUGGAGAAAGGCCAUACCAGUGCCAGGAGUGUGGGAAAUGUUUUGGUUCCAGUUCAGACUUGGUGAAGCACAAAAGAGUCCACAUUGCAGAGAAGCCAUACACAUGCCAGGAGUGUAAGAAAUGCUUCCCUUGGAAGUCAUCACUUCUUAGACACUGGAGGAUCCAUACAGGAAAGAAACCGUACAAAUGCCAGGAUUGUGGAAAAUGUUUUACUCAAAAUUCAUCCCUUGUAAGCCACCAGAGAAGUCAUACAGGAGAAAAACCAUACAGAUGCCCAGAUUGUGGGAAAUGUUUUUCCUACAGUUCACACUUGGUGAGGCACAAAAGACUUCACACAGGAGAGAAGCCACACAAAUGCCAGGAGUGUGGGAAAUGUUUUAAUCAAAGUGCAUCCCUUGUGAGCCACCAAAGAGUUCACACAGGAGAAAAACCAUACAAAUGCAUGGAUUGUGGGAAAAGUUUUCCUUAUUCUUCAUCCCUUAGGAAGCACCAGAGAAUUCACACAGGUUAAAAAACGUACAAAUGCCAGGCAUAUGGGAAAUAUUUUCUUUGGGGUCCAUACUUUUUUAACCAUAAGAGACUACAUACAGGAGAUAAAUCAUCCAAAGAGCUGGGACAAAACUAAAAAUAUAUGUUAUAAUAGGGAAGGGGCAGGUUCUGGACAUUCUGGUGCUGCAGACCACACAUUUAACAUUUCCCAAUGAACACCUGUUUCUUACAACUGUACUCUCGGUUUAACUUCUGAUAUGAUAAAUAAAUUCCCUUGGCUUCAAGUACCACUUGGCUUGACUUUGGACGGAUCUCUUAGAUAACUCUUUUUGGUUUUGAACUCUUGUUCAGUUUUUUGUUUUGCUUUGCUUGACUUGGGACUGUUUUGGAGAACUCUUUUGCUUCUCUGGGACUGGACUGCGUUUCCCCUUGUCAGCCUUUGUGGGUAAACAUUUCAAACAGGAUGCUUUGAGAUGUCCUGCCUAAGAUUUGAUUGAGUGCCCUUUCUUGUCAUUUAAAUCCCGAAGUUGAAGCCCGCUUUUCUGGAGCAGCAGAAAGCAAACUCUGUGUGACAAUCCUUCAGAGGGGUAAAUAUGAUUGUCAUGUCACUUUAAAAAAAACUAAUUUCAUCAGUUGUUCCUCUGGGCUGUUUCCAGCUGCUUUACUACCUUGGUUGCAGAUUUCCAGUUUGUGAAUGCUGUUUUUCAGCCGGGAUUCCAGAAUUUAACACGAUGCUUCUGUUGAGGCCAAGCCAAAGGAAAAGAUGCUUGCACUAUUAUUUCCCUUGAUGUGCAAAUCGUAUCUCUGGCUAGAAUUUGCUGUUUCCCUGCUCCUGGCACACACAUUAAAACUGAAAAAACACGAGCCAAAGAAGUGUAUGAUUUUAUUUUGUUUAAUGAUGACAUGUUUAUUUGAUUUGUUUAAACAGUCAGGUUUAGUUAAUUUAAAAUGGUGAGUAUUAGAGCUGUUAAUACCAGCAUUGAAGAACCGGUUGCUAUGACAACGGGGGCGGAGCCAACCGCCAUUUGGAAAGGAAAAGGGGAAUGUUUUAAAACCCAGUUUGAGUCUGUGAUUUUUAGUCGCAGGAAGAAGACUGAUUCUCAUGUGGAGGAUCAGGGUGGCUCAAAUAAAAGAAUUUGAGUCAGGUCUAAAAUAAAAGGAUUUAUUUUAGACAGUCUGUGAUUUUAAAUCACAGGGAGCAGUCUGGUUUCAAGACUGAAGGGAACCAGAGGGACAGACCUCUAUUAGGCCAGACUAAGCAAGUUAGGGGACUUGUUUAGGGUCAUUUACAGAGGCUGUGGAUUAGGGAAAGUUAAUCCCAGUAGAUCCAGGAGGAUCAGGUUUUAGUUUAGCUGAGAGGAAGAAGUAUUUUGAAAGUUUGAACACCUCAUAUCUGUUUGUAACCAUUAAGCUAAGUGCCUUUAAAAAGUUGUAAGAAACCAUCAAGCUCUGUACAUGCAAUAAACUUGUUUUAAUUUUAUUCCA